Perkinsus marinus ATCC 50983 is the source of this 474-nucleotide messenger RNA. Its product is annotated as zinc finger protein matrin type, putative. Lineage: Eukaryota; Perkinsozoa; Perkinsida; Perkinsidae. Gene Ontology annotation, cellular component: nucleus; spliceosomal complex; U4/U6 x U5 tri-snRNP complex. Gene Ontology annotation, biological process: mRNA splicing, via spliceosome. The record is from RefSeq and is a predicted model, not a curated record. The transcript has 6 exons. The annotation marks the transcript as partial. Gene Ontology annotation, molecular function: nucleic acid binding; zinc ion binding.
AUUUGAAGGGGCUGAAACGGGAGAAUGAUACGCCUGUAGAGCGAGCACCGUUGAGGCAGCGGACUGAGGUCGUUGAUCUGGAAAAAGAUAUUGGAAAACGGAAACUCAUCACGGAGCGCACAGUUAAGAAGCAUCAAGGAGGAUACUGGUGCGAGGUGUGUGAGUGCUUGUUGAAGGAUAGUCAGUCGUAUUUGGAUCAUCUCAAUGGCCGGGAUCACAAUAGGAACUUGGGCAUGAAUAUGCGAGUGGAGAAGGUUAGUGUUGAUCGGGUGAAGGAAAGGCUGGAGGAGAUGAAGAGAGUGGCUAGGGAGAAGGCGCAGAAAGCAACAAAGGAUGACGUCAUUGAUAGAGAAGCCGUAGAGGAGCGGUUGGAGCACAUCAAGAGGGAGGAGGAGAAGGAUAAGCAGCGAAAGAAGGAGAAGAAGAAGCUGAAGAAGCAGAAGAAGCGGGAAGCUCUGUACGGGCCGGGGUAUG